This is a messenger RNA of Paramecium pentaurelia, 273 nucleotides long. NCBI's taxonomy places the organism in Eukaryota, Ciliophora, Oligohymenophorea, Peniculida, Parameciidae. The record is from the annotation of a GenBank genome assembly.
AUGAAUAUGCUGAUAAAAUAAAUGAGAAAAGGCAUGAAGGGAAAGUAGGAUAUAGUAAUGACAUAAAAAUUUAUGUAAACGACAUAAAAAAUGGAAAAAACUCUACUUAAUAUAUUUAAAUUAGAAUAUUGCUCAUAUUCAAGCCUUCUUUCAAUAGUUAAACACCUCAAUAAUUGUAAAGGAUAUUAAAAUAUUUAGCAUGAAGUGGAUUAGACUAAAAUUGCUACUGAAUAAAUUUAAUCUUACAUUUAUUAGAUUUAAAAAUUUAAUUGA